Molecule: messenger RNA, 1661 nt
Organism: Solanum stenotomum
Lineage: Eukaryota; Viridiplantae; Streptophyta; Magnoliopsida; Solanales; Solanaceae
Product: calcium-dependent protein kinase 24
Exons: 9
Coding region: 24-1634 (536 amino acids)
Biological process (GO): peptidyl-serine phosphorylation; protein autophosphorylation; intracellular signal transduction
Cellular component (GO): cytoplasm; nucleus
Molecular function (GO): calcium ion binding; calmodulin binding; ATP binding
Source: RefSeq, a predicted model, not a curated record
CUAAAAUUUAACAUCCCAAAAAAAUGGGAACAUGCAUGUCUGUACAAAAUGCAAGUUUCUUAAAAAGGACUAGAAUGAGGCCUACACCUAUUGAUGAAGAAACAUGUUCCAAGAGCGCAAGCAGGACAUCCGUGCCUAAAUCCCAAAAAUUUUCGAGACCAAUAAAUGUCGUGACGGAUCCAUCAGGCCAUGAUAUUUAUCAGAGGUAUGAGUUUGGGAAGGAGUUAGGAAGAGGGGAGUUUGGUAUAACAUACCAAUGUGUAGACAAGAUAAGUGGGGAGAAUGUGGCAUGUAAGACAAUAGCAAAGAGCAAAUUGAGAACAGAGAUAGAUGUGGAAGAUGUGAGGAGGGAGGUGGUUAUUAUGAGGCAUUUACCUAAACACCCUAAUAUUGUUACCUACAAAGAAGUUUAUGAAGAUAAAGAAGCUGUUUAUCUUGUUAUGGAACUUUGUGAAGGUGGAGAAUUAUUUGAUAGAAUUGUUGCAAGAGGACAUUAUACUGAAAGAGCUGCUGCUCUUGUUACAAAAACUAUUCUUGAAGUUGUUCAGGUAUGCCACAAGCAUGGGGUAAUUCAUAGAGACCUCAAACCUGAGAACUUUUUAUAUGCCAAUGUAAAUGAAAAUGCUCAAUUAAAGGCCAUUGAUUUUGGACUAUCCAUUUUCUUUGAACCUGGUCAGAGAUUUGGUGAAAUAGUAGGAAGUCCAUAUUACAUGGCUCCGGAAGUUCUUAGAAGAAAUUAUGGACCAGAAGUUGAUGUGUGGAGUGCUGGUGUUAUUCUUUACAUUUUGUUAUGUGGUGUUCCCCCUUUUUGGGCAGAAACUGAAGAAGGAAUUGCACAUGCAAUAGUGAAAGGUACAAUAGACUUUAACAGAGAUCCAUGGCCAAGAGUAUCUGAUGAAGCUAAAGAUCUUGUCAAAGGAAUGCUUGAUGCUAAUCCUUAUAACAGGUUUACUGUUGAAGAAGUCCUUGAUCAUCACUGGAUACAGAAUGCAGACAAGGUGUCUAAUGUUUGUUUGGGAGAAGGUGUGAGAGCCAAGAUUAAGCAAUUCACUUUGAUGAAUAAAUUCAAGAAGAAAGUUUUAAGAGUUGUAGCAGAUAACUUACCACAAGAUCAAGUACAUGGUAUAAAACAAAUGUUUUAUAAGAUGGACACUGACAAAAAUGGAAACUUAAGUUUCCAAGAACUCAAAGAUGGUCUACAUAUGAUGGGACAAACUGUUGCUGAACCUGAAGUCCACUUGUUAAUGGACGCUGCUGAUGUUGAUGGAAAUGGAAUGUUGAAUUGUGAGGAAUUUGUUACAAUGGCUGUGCAUUUACAAAGGUUAAGCAAUGAUGAUCAUCUUAGACAUGCAUUCCUCCAAUUUGACAAGAAUAAAAGUGGAUUUAUUGAGUUUGAAGACUUGAAAAUCUCUUUGUUUGAUGAUAGUCUUGCCCCCCAAAAUGAUCAAGUUAUUAAUGACAUCAUAUUUGAUGCUGAUUUGGAUAAGGAUGGAAGGAUAAGUUAUCAAGAUUUCAAGGUGAUGAUGUCAACAGGAACAGAUUGGAAAAUGGGUUCACGUCAAUACUCAAAAGCAAUGCUGAAUGCACUUAGCAUGAGACUUUUCAAAGACAAAUCGAUGCAAUUGAAAAAUUAACUCUCUUCCAAUAUUCUCUGAGCUUUU